AUGCAGUUGUCAAUCAUCACCCUUGCCUCCCUGGCGUCUGUCGCCGUUGCCUCUGCUUCUGUUGAGGAGCGUGACUUCUGGCCUGCCCACAUCCCCCUUGCUAAGCGUGCCGUGAGUGGCGCUGAGUACCAGUGCCACGCCAACUGCGGUUACACCAUCCUCAAUGCCCAGCAAAGCGGCUACUGUGACAACUCUGAGUGGAAGACUUACUACCAGGGAUGUAUGGAGUGCGCCUACACUUACAACCUCUGGCCCGACUACGGUGAUGGCGUUACCUCUGCUGCUAAGGCUUGUGGCUUGACUGUUUCGCCCAGCCCAUCUAGCGGCUCCUCCCAAGCUUCCUCUACGGCCUCUGCUCAGAGCUCCGCUGCUCAGACAAGUGCCGCCCAGACCAGUGCCGCCCAGACCAGUGCAGCUCAGACCAGUGCAGUUCAGACAAGUGCUGCUCAUACGAGUGCCACCCAGUCUGCUGUCCGAUCUUCUGCUGCUCAAUCCAGCUCUCUGACUGCCUCUGCCUCAUCUGCCGCUGCCAGCUCUUCUGGCUCUGUCUCUGUCUCAAAGUCUACCACACCUGCGGCUUCCACCACGACUCUGGUCAGCACCACCCCCAGCCUUACUCUGGGUAACAACUCGACCACCUCUUCCACCUCAGUUCCCACCGCUGGGGCCGCCAAGAACUUUGGCUCAUUCAUGGUUGCGGGAGCCGCGGUCCUCGUUGCUGUGAACAUGAUGUAA
This is a messenger RNA of Clonostachys byssicola, 735 nucleotides long. Lineage: Eukaryota; Fungi; Ascomycota; Sordariomycetes; Hypocreales; Bionectriaceae. The record is from the annotation of a GenBank genome assembly.